AUCAGUAUAAAAGCAAAGCAAACGUCUUUUAGAUGCAACAUACAAGUUCCACGCAUCUUAAACAUCCCGCGUCUAAGCGUCAUUCGUGUUUUUUUUCUAAAAUUAUAAAUUAAUAUAGAAUCAUAGUUUUUGUUUAAGUGGGUGACAAAAUUUUUUAUUCAGUAUUUUAAAAAUCAACCAAAGACUCAAAAACAUUAUGAAAAUGUUCGUGUCAAUUUUGUGGGCUACGCUGAUAUCAGGAGUAAUUUCAACACCAAUAAAUGAAAAAGAUUCUGGUGAGUCUGAUCUCAUGGCAACUAUAUAUUCUGAUUGCUUAAAACUGGAAUCACUUGACUGCAUCAAGUAUAAGGUUUUUUCAUAUGUUGACAAAAUGCUUACUGAUAAGGAUGAUAUUACAUUGUCUGAGGGCAUUACCGUUGUCAAAACAUCAUCAGCUGAAGAAGGGGCACCAAGAUCGAUUGAUUCAACUGAUGUAGAUACCUUGAUCUUUGAUCGUCUAGGAAGCUUUCUUAAGUCACAUUCAAUCAAAAUUGAUUUUAAAGGAAGUGAAAUUUUGAGUGCUGUUGAAUCUGCUGGAAGAAAUCUUGAAGACAUCAAUGACAGUAUUGCUGAAAGUCGUGGCAAAAAAAAAAAAUCACAGAAAAUGAUGGGGCCAUUGAUGAUGGCAAUUGCACUCAAAGCUGCAGCAUUACUUCCAUUAGCUCUUGGUGCAAUUGCUUUAAUUGCCGGUAAAGCUCUUUUGGUCGGAAAAAUAGCACUUGUCAUUUCUGCAAUUAUAGGAUUGAAAAAAUUACUUGGAGGUCAAAAACAUGUAACAUAUGAGGUUGUUGCUCAUCCACAUCAUAGUAGUAGUAGUAGUAGCAGUCACGUUGUCAGUCAUGAUGACAGUGGUCAUGGUUCUGGUGGAUUUGGUGGAGCUAGUGACUUCAGUAGCGGUGGGUUUGGAGGAGCCAGUGGUGGUUCAUCUGGACAUGGCUGGGCAAGAAGUUUAUCACAAGAUGCCCAACAACUAGCUUAUAGAGGACAAAUUCCUGCUUAAUAAGCUAUUCAUGACAAAAAACCACCGAACGUUAUUUAAUUUUUUUGAAUUUAUUUAUUUUUCAUUUCUUUUUUACUGUCAUUUUAUUCACUCUGUAAAAAUUCCUCACUAUUUAACUAUUCUUUUUAUUUUUUUUUUCUAUUUCAUCUUACUUUUAUUUUCUACAAUUUCUUUUCUACUAUAUACUUUUGAGUUGCAUAUUUUUUUAUAACUAUUUUUCACAUUUUAUAACCAUCUAAAAUUACUAGUACCUUUGAAAAUCCUCGUUAAUUUGUGUUUUCUAAGAUAAACUUUGUUAUCCAUUACGUAUUUUAUAAUUUUAAUAAUAUUUAUUUUUGUGUGUAUACUAUAGUUUUAUAAAAUAGGAACUGUUUUUUAUUUUCUUUUUUUUUAAUUUUAAUAUUAAUACAUAUGUAUUAUAUAAUUGUAACAAUGACUGUAUACCACAUUUGUGUUGAAUUUGUUGAAUUUGUAAUAAAACUAUUAAGAAAAAAAACAAAAAAAAUCAAUAAAACACUAGAAUAGAUGAAUGUAUAAGUAUUAAAAUGAAAAUGCAAGUACUAAAUGAUAAUAGCGAUGACUGUGUUAUGUUACUGUUGACUGGAAAGAAAAAAACAAAAACCAGAUUCAAAUAUUACGAGAUUCGAAAAAUCCGGGUUGAGCAUUUAAAUUUCCAAAGACCAUAAUAUGAGUUUUGUCGAGACAAUUUCCUGUUUGCUGGCCUCACAAAUAAUAUCUUUUAUUGAGAUUAAAUUGGUGUUUUAGUAUCUAAAAUUAGAUAUGCUGCUACGUAUAGAAUGUCUAUGUAGACUGAUAAAGUACUUGUGAAUUUGAAAGCGGUAGUGAAGUAGGUAUCACACAUAUGGCUUAUAAAGAUGCAAAACAUAAACUAUUUGUCGUGAGUUCUGUUUGAUUGAGAUACAUAUGCGGGAAUCUCAAGAUGAUUCUAUUUACCGCUAUAAAACAUGCGAAUAUAGCGGUGUCAGAUUAACAUUUUGACAAAUCGUGGGUAUACUUUUUCUAAUUGAUUAUUUUUUUUUCAUGAUGGUAAUUUUAUUGACAAAUCCCGUAAUUUUAUUGACAAAAAAUAAUGAACUAUAGAUAAUUAUUCCCAAAAAAAAAAAAAACAAGAAAGUUUUCAAGGAUGUAAUAUCGUCAGUGUUAUUAGUUCGAAGAGAAGCUGUGAAGCAUGACUAAUUUACUUAUUUUUUCAAAUAAUAAAAAACUAUCAAAUUCA
Molecule: messenger RNA, 2276 nt
Organism: Aphidius gifuensis
Lineage: Eukaryota; Metazoa; Arthropoda; Insecta; Hymenoptera; Braconidae
Exons: 3
Coding region: 197-1039 (280 amino acids)
Source: RefSeq, a predicted model, not a curated record